Molecule: messenger RNA, 2154 nt
Organism: Podospora bellae-mahoneyi
Lineage: Eukaryota; Fungi; Ascomycota; Sordariomycetes; Sordariales; Podosporaceae
Exons: 1
Coding region: 1-2154 (717 amino acids)
Biological process (GO): regulation of DNA-templated transcription
Molecular function (GO): zinc ion binding; DNA-binding transcription factor activity, RNA polymerase II-specific
Source: RefSeq, a predicted model, not a curated record
AUGGCCAACAUGGCCCAGAACGGCCCGGCCGGGACAGCCUUCCAUGGCUUCUCGGUCUACCAGCCGGCUCUAGGGGCGGCCCUCCAGUGGCUGCCCCAGGUCGGAACCCCUGAGCUCGAUGCGAUGAUCCACGCUUUCCUUCCAGGCCCUGCGUCCAUCAAGGACAAGAGAGCGCACAUCUCGAUGGACUUCUUCGAGUAUGCUCGCCAGACCGGAGAGACCAUCAAGUUCUACCCCGUCCCCGCCACCUCCUCCUUCUCCCCUGCCGUCACCGCCUCCCCCGUCGGCUCCGCCAUCUACGACUCCGGCUACGCGUCCGGCUACGACACUUCCCCCGUCACCUCUGACCAGGGCUGGACUCAGUCGCCCGUCUCCUUUGCUCCCGUCGCCUCCUUUGAGGAGUUCACUCCUGCCUCGACCUCCAAGAAGGCCACUGCUUCCCGCCAGCACACCAUUGACUUCUCCAGCCACCCGGGAAUGCGGAUCAUGACCAAGGACGGCAGGGACGUCACCAACUCGGCUUCUCGCGGAUGCAAGACCAAGGAGCAGCGCGACCAUGCUCACCUGAUGAGAAUCAUCAAGGCAUGCGAUUCCUGCCGCAAGAAGAAGGUCCGCUGCGACCCUAGCCACAGGAAGCGCUCUGCUUCUCAAGCCUCCACUUCCCCAUCCGAGCAGAAGAAGUCUGCAAAGAAGGCCAGGAAGUCCGAGCAGCAGCCUUCUGUGCCAACUGACCAGCUCGUUGCCGGCGCUUUCGCGGCGGCGCCCGAGACCGCCACCUCCCUCCCGGUAGCGUUCGAUGCUGACCUGGAGAACCUCUGGAACGACUUCAUUGUGGAGCAGGACCCUGUCGUUCUCCCUACCGACUUCACCUUCAACGACCCUCUCUUCGACGCUUUCACCGACUCCCGGAGCUUCCACAACCCCAGCUCUGGCUCCUCCUCCGCCACUUCGCCUUCGCAAGUAUUCACUCCUUUCACUCCGGCACCCGCCACUCUCCUUGUGGAUGCACCGGAGAACCUUCUUCCUUACAUGAACCCUGGCGUCGACCUUGGAACCAGCUAUGUCGACUUCAACCUCUACUCACCCGCGUCCAGCUACUAUGAUGAGGAUCCCAUCUUCCAGCAGACUGAUGUUGGCAGCCGACACGCUGCCGCCUCGUCCAGCGCCGAAUGCGGUGGCCCGUCCUAUCAACAGCAGCAGCAGGUUCGUCCGGGCUCAAGCCACAACCUGGUCCUAGCGGAUCAGAACAGCUCUGAUUAUUACUACGAAUCUGAGCGCCACUCUGAGCCGGUACAGCAUGUUCCUGAAGCCCUACGCGCAGAUCACCGCUCCUCCUCCGCCGCCGGCACUGAGGUCUACCUGCAAGCAGUUCAACAGACCUUAUACACCGGCCGGGAUGACAGCACGGUUGCCCACAACAUCCAGUCGUCGGUUAGUCCGGGCACAUCCACCGGAGCCAGGAGGGCAAGUUCACCAUCAUCAUCACCAUCACCAUCACCAUCACCCUCACCGGCACCCCUGCUACGCACGACUGCGAUGAACACGGGCACUGUUCUCCAGUCAGGCGUACCUGGGCACUCUGUCGCCAUAACACCGAUUGCCACCACAACAAGCACGGCUGCCACCGAUGGCCGAUGCUGUGUGGAGGAAGUUGUGGGUGGCAGCUACGGCGGCGUAUCUGCCGACCUUGGAAUGCAACCAAAGUCUGGCAAACAAAGCUGUGUCAAGCAGUGCUUCGAUGGGGUAAAGGCGGUAUUGGCGACGAUGAUGGUCGCAAACUCCCCGACACGACGUCAACCUGCCGUGAAGGACGUUGCCCAGGAAGGCUUUCAGCCAUCCACGGCGCGUCUUUCUCAGCUUGUCGUGCUCGGUCUUGUUUCGAUACUCUGCGCGUCUUAUGGGACGCAUCCUGGGGGUCAAGUCGACAGCCUCGCCAACAUACUGAGCAUCAUGACUCUAUCUUUGGGCUACAUAGCACUGUGGUGUUGUGGAGUCCCGGGGACGACCUCGGUCGCCUCGAAACGCUUGCAAAUACCAAUGGCCAAGAUCCAGGCCCUCGGCUCUGCCUCUCAGGGGGUUCAGUCGAGGGCGUCUCAACGGGGGAGAACACUCCUCCGAUCGAUUGGCUACGCCAGAUCAUCCAUCAUGGUGUAG